Molecule: messenger RNA, 4028 nt
Organism: Dipodomys ordii (Ord's kangaroo rat)
Lineage: Eukaryota; Metazoa; Chordata; Mammalia; Rodentia; Heteromyidae
Gene: Ano1
Product: anoctamin 1, calcium activated chloride channel
Exons: 26
Coding region: 1-3054 (1017 amino acids)
Biological process (GO): chloride transmembrane transport
Cellular component (GO): plasma membrane
Molecular function (GO): protein dimerization activity; chloride channel activity
Source: RefSeq, a predicted model, not a curated record
AUGGCCGUGGUCCUGGCCUGUCAGGACCCGAAGAUUCACAGGGAGAUCACGGAGCAGCCCGGACCACAUCUGCGCUGUGUCCAGGCCCUUGAAGGCAUGUUGAUAGAACACUUCCUGCCCCCGCCAGCCUCGCUCACCACGCAGGCCCUGCCCAGCUGCAGGCAGAGCGGCUCCAGGACGGAACAUCCCGGGGCUGUGGACACGGGGGGCUGGGCGAGUGACCACACCCUACUGAACUCCUUGUCCGUGAACCCUGACGCCAAGUGCAAGUACGGCCUGUACUUCAGAGACGGCAAGCGCAAGGUGGACUACAUCCUGGUGUACCAUCACAAGCGGCCGUCGGGCAGCAGGCCUCUGGCCAGGCGGGUCCAGCACCAUGACGCCACCCCGGGGACCCGCAGCGCCAGGCGGGACCAGCCCCUGCCCGGCAAGGGGAGCCCAGUGGAUGGGGGCUCCCCUGAGCUCCCCACGGACCACCACGAAGACGACAAGCACUUCCGCAGGGAGGAGUACGAGGGCAACCUGCUGGAGGCGGGCCUGGAGCUGGAGAGGGACGAGGAUACUAAAAUCCCUGGAGUUGGCUUUGUGAAGAUCCACGCGCCCUGGGGCGUGCUCUGCCGAGAGGCUGAGUUUUUGAAGCUGAAGAUGCCCACGAGGAAGAUGUAUCACAUCAGCGAGACCCGCGGCCUUCUGAAGACCCUCAGCUCCGUGCUGCAGAAGAUCACAGAUCCUAUCCAGCCCAGGGUGCCUGAGCACCGGCCGCAGACCACCAAGAGGCUGUCCUACCCCUUCUCCCGGGAGAAGCAGCACCUCUUUGACUUGGCCGACAAAGACUCCUUUUUCGACAGCAAAACCCGGAGCACCAUAGUCUACGAGAUCUUGAAGAGAACAACGUGUACAAAAGCCAAGUACAGCAUGGGGCAAGGAGAGGGAAGAAAGAAGGAUUCUGCCCUUCUAACUAAAAGGCGGAAGUGUGGGAAGUAUGGUAUCACGAGCCUGCUGGCCAAUGGGGUGUACUCGGCUGCAUACCCGCUGCACGAUGGCGACUAUGAGGGAGACAGCGUGGAGUUCAACGACAGAAAACUCCUGUAUGAGGAAUGGGCGAGCUACCGAGUCUUCUACAAGUACCAGCCCAUCGACCUGGUCAGGAAGUACUUCGGGGAGAAGAUCGGCCUGUACUUUGCCUGGCUGGGGGCCUACACGCAGAUGCUGAUCCCCGCCUCCCUUGUAGGCAUCAUUGUCUUCCUGUACGGGUGCGCCACCAUGGAGGAGAACAUCCCCAGCAUGGAGAUGUGCGACCAGAGACAGAACAUCACCAUGUGCCCGCUGUGUGACAGGACCUGCAGCUACUGGAAGAUGAGCUCGGCCUGCGCCACCGCCCGCGCCAGCCACCUCUUCGACAACCCCGCCACCGUCUUCUUCUCCGUCUUCAUGGCCCUCUGGGCUGCCACCUUCAUGGAGCACUGGAAGCGGAAACAGAUGCGGCUCAACUACCACUGGGACCUCACCGGCUUCGAGGAGGAGGAGGAGGCAGUUAAGGAUCACCCCCGAGCUGAAUACGAAGCCAGGGUGCUGCAGAAGUCCCUCCGGAAAGAGGCCACGCACAAAGAGACAGACAAGGUGAAGCUGACUUGGAAGGACCGCUUCCCGGCCUACUUCACCAACCUAGUGUCCAUCAUCUUCAUGAUCGCCGUGACGUUCGCCAUUGUGCUGGGGGUCAUCAUCUACAGGAUCUCCACGGCCGCUGCCCUGGCCAUGAACUCUUCCCCAUCCGUGCGGUCCAACAUCCGGGUCACCGUCACGGCCACCGCCGUCAUCAUCAACCUGGUGGUGAUCAUCCUGCUGGACGAGGUGUACGGCUGCAUAGCCCGCUGGCUCACCAAGAUCGAGGUCCCCAAGACAGAGAAGAGCUUCGAAGACAGGCUGAUCUUCAAGGCCUUCCUGCUGAAGUUUGUGAACUCCUACACCCCCAUCUUCUACGUGGCAUUCUUCAAAGGCCGGUUUGUCGGACGCCCGGGGGACUACGUGUACAUUUUCCGCUCUUUCCGGAUGGAGGAGUGUGCCCCUGGGGGCUGUCUGAUGGAGCUCUGUAUCCAGCUGAGCAUCAUCAUGCUGGGCAAGCAGCUGAUCCAGAACAACCUAUUUGAGAUCGGCAUUCCGAAGAUGAAGAAGUUCAUCCGCUACCUGAAGCUGCGGCGGCGGAGGGCCCCCGACCACGAAGAGCACAUGAAGAAGCAGCAGCAGCGCUACGAGGUAGACUACAACCUGGAGCCCUUCGCCGGCCUCACGCCCGAGUACAUGGAAAUGAUCAUCCAGUUCGGCUUCGUCACGCUGUUCGUAGCGUCCUUUCCGCUGGCCCCGCUGUUUGCACUACUGAACAACAUCAUCGAGAUUCGCUUGGACGCCAAGAAGUUCGUCACUGAGCUGCGGAGGCCGGUGGCCGUCAGAGCCAAGGACAUCGGCAUCUGGUACAACAUUCUCAGUGGGAUCGGGAAGCUCGCUGUCAUCAUCAAUGCCUUCGUGAUCUCCUUCACAUCUGACUUCAUCCCACGCCUGGUGUACCUCUACAUGUACAGCCAGAACGGGACCAUGCACGGCUUCGUCAACCACACCCUCUCCUCCUUCAACGUCAGCGACUUCCAGAACGGGACGGCGCCCAACGACCCCCUGGACCUGGGCUAUGAGGUGCAGAUCUGCAGGUACAAAGACUACCGGGAGCCGCCAUGGUCUGAGCACAAGUAUGACGUCUCCAAGGACUUCUGGGCCGUGCUGGCCGCUCGGCUGGCUUUCGUCAUCGUCUUCCAGAACCUGGUGAUGUUCAUGAGCGACUUUGUGGACUGGGUGAUCCCGGACAUCCCCAAGGACAUCAGCCAGCAGAUCCACAAGGAGAAGGUGCUGAUGGUGGAGCUGUUCAUGCGGGAGGAGCAGGGCAAGCAGCAGCUGCUGGACACGUGGAUGGAGAAGGAUUGCCAGAAAGAGGCUUCCUGCAACAACCACACACCCAAGGCCAGCCCCGGGGCGCCCGGCCCCAACUACCGCGGGGAUGCGCUGUAGCUGCGGCCAGGCAGGGCCGCACAGCGGGGGGGGGGCGGCCGCACAGGGCAUGGCCCCAGGCCCCUGUGCGCUCUGCAAACGCCACGACUAUUCCCUGAGAGGACUCUUUUCUCUUUAUUUUUUUUCUUGUUUUUGCACAAAACCAUUAUGCAGGGAAAUUUUUUUAUCUUUAGUAUCCAAGGUGAAUGGAAAGGGCGGCUGUGGUGAGCGCCGCGGGGGAGACGCGGAGUCUCUUCCGUGGGAAGGGGCUAAGACCCCAGAAACCCUCCUUGCUCUGAUGCCUUAAGAUAGACCCGGAGAAGCCCAGUGUGCAGACUCGAGGACCGGGACUGGCAGGAACGGAGACGCCGAGACGGAGUGAAAGGCGAUGGUAAUAAGGGUGAUUUUUAAAAGUGAAGAGAAUAAACGAGAAGGAAGAAAAGGUGAUUAAAAGUCAUUCUGAAUGACGUCACCUGCCCAUAGGUAGGAAGAACAAACCAGACAGCUUUGAGUCGUCUGUCUCUUCCUUCCUAAGUCCAGAAGCCAAGCUGUCCCGGGUAGAAGAUGACAUGGAGCCGUCCAUGGGGAGAGCUUGAAAUGAUCCUUUUUUUGUCUUGGAGAAGGAAGGGGGCCUUUGUCCUUGAUGAGCCAGUGCCUGGGUCCCUGGAAGGUCAGAUCAGCUGACCUCAGAGUCACCAUUCCCCCCCUGUGGGAAAAGAUGGGGUGACAGGAAGCAGAGGGGGAGGGGACCCCUAGGAGGCCAUCCCUAAAGGUUUAAGGGUUUCACUAAGCCCCAGCACUUCUGUGGGUCUGUUCGAAGCUUUAACCUAUUUAUUGGUUGUUUAAAACAAAAAUCAGUGGUGUGGUGGAUUUGAGGAUUUUUUUUUCUUAGUUCAGGGUGGAAGGAAUUUAUUAGUCAACUAGAUACCAUUGACAGGAAUUUCAGAUACUGUUACUACCAAAGAUUUUUCUUAAUAAAGGCUUCUAUUUUGCUA